Dictyostelium purpureum is the source of this 3495-nucleotide messenger RNA. RefSeq lists its product as uncharacterized. The record is from RefSeq and is a predicted model, not a curated record. Gene Ontology annotation, biological process: microtubule cytoskeleton organization. Gene Ontology annotation, cellular component: microtubule cytoskeleton. The transcript is spliced from 2 exons. NCBI's taxonomy places the organism in Eukaryota, Evosea, Eumycetozoa, Dictyosteliales, Dictyosteliaceae. Bases 1 to 3495 code for a protein of 1164 amino acids.
AUGGAUAACCAAAUAAACAAUAAUACCAACAGUAAUAAUAAUAAUAAUAAUAAUAAUAAUAAUAAUAAUAAUAAUAAUAAUAAUAAUAAUAAUAAUAAUAAUGAUACAAACAGUAAAAAUGAAAAAAUCGAGAAUAACAUGGAAACGGUCAAUAUUGAAGAAAUAUCCGCAAUAAAAAAAGGUGAAAAUAAUAAUAAUAAUAUUAAUAGUAACAGUAAUACUGAUGUUAAUAAUGAAAACAAAAAUAAUGAAAAUAGUAAAAUUAGAUCAACUAAUACCUCUCAAGAACAAACAUCUAGUACACCCCCACUGCUUUCACAGCCUUCACAAAAAAAUAUAAAGAUGUUCCCAUUAACUAAACAUCUAAGGAAUUUAGAUGAAAUUAAGAAAACACAGGAUGGUGGCGAUGAUAUCAAUGAUGAUGAAAGAGCAUUUUUAGCAGUUACACCCGAAAAACCAUUAUUUAAAUCAACAGAAAGAAUCAUUAGUAGUGGUGAAAUUGAAUUUUCAGAAUUUGAUGAAAAAGAUGAUAGUAGUUCAAGUAGUAGCAGUAGUGAAGAUGAGGCACCACCAGAGCAUUUUGUGCUUAAAUUUAGGGAGCACUCUAUGAGAGAGUUCGGGUAUGCACCAAAUAGAAAUGACGAAGAAAGCACCACUGAUGAAGAAACCAUCAUCGAAGAUAAUGAAAAUGCAUCACAAUUAAGAUCAUCCUCAUCUUUGUCAUCCUCAUCUACAAACACAACAAUGUCAACAUUAAGCGAGUCGAGAGAAUCAACAAAUGUAAAUAUCUCAGUAGAUUCAUCUCCAUCGAUUAAUUCACCAUUUUUAACUAUUUCUCCAAAGGCUCAAAGUCCACAGUUUGGUAAUUUCUCUACUCUAGAAAUUGUAAGAAAGAUUGGCGCACUAGAUUUAGACUCCAAAGAAAAUGAUGAGCCAGAUGGUGCAGAUAAAUUAGAUCAAAAUAAAAAUGAUGAAGCUAACACAUCCAUAGAAAUAACACCACCUCAACCAACAAAUAUUGGUGAAAACAAAACCACUUUUACAAAACUUAAUAUAACAACUGAAGAAGCCUCAGCAACAACUACAAUAAAUAAUAAUACCAAUACCAAUAAUAAUAAUAAUAAAAAUAAUAGUUCAAAUAUUUCAAAUUUAUUUACAAAUAUUAAAAAGAGUUUAAAAAAGAGUAGUGAUAAAAUAACACCUACAUCUACUAAUGAUACUGUAAUUACACCACCAAAUCCACCUCCACCUCCACCAACAAAAGAAAAACAGGGUUUUGAUAAAAUGAAAUCAAAUUUAACGGAAAAAUUAAGAUUUCAGAAGAAGAAAAUUCCAACAUCCAAAGAAUCUGUAACUAUUAAUAGUGGAUCUUCACAGACAAGUGGUACAAGCGAAUAUUAUAAGAAUCUAAUGGAGUAUUUAAAAGAAGAAGAAGAUUUUAGACCAAGUAUUUUACCACCUCCAUCAGCAGAUGAUGGUCAUGUGUUUUUAUUAUACGGAGAUUUAACAAAGUUAGUGUCGGAUAUCAGAAUGGUACCGUGCAGCCAUAAUGUUUAUUUUUUACAUACAAUCAAUCAUUGGUUAAAGGCUGAUUGGUCGGUAUUCCCAAGCAAUAUUAGAAAUAAAUUCCAAAAUUUAGUAAUUGAUUUUAGAGAUGGUAAAGAUAGAGUCUAUAAAAUUAAACACUGGCCAACCCAAUAUCCAAAUAUAUCGCAACCUUGGUUAUGCAAUGUAGUCCCGUUCAAAAGGAAUAAAGGCCCAGCAUGGUAUAUUAAAGGUGCAAUCGAUUUUUUAGAUAAAGUUGGAGAGGAUUUAAACGCCAACCAACCACCCAUCAAAAACAAUAGAGCAAAAUAUCUUGUUAGUUUACCAAUUUUAGGAACAGGUGGCGGUGGUGGUGGAGGUAUAGCAGGUGAAAUUUUAAAGAUGCUAAUGAAUGAACUAUAUGUUGCUGCAAGAAAGUGGAAAUACGAUGUUGUUUUGGUAACCAAUGAAAUUUCAAUGUAUACCGCUGCAAGAGAUAUAAGAAAGGACAUGAUGGAUUCAAACCCAACAUUCUCUUAUUUAUACGAUAAUCUUUUAGGUGAAGAAAUUAUGAAUAAGGCUGUUCAGUUAUCUAAAAUGUUGGAAGAAAAUAAAUUGGCAAUUUUUUUAGGCGCAGGUGCGUCAAGGUCAGCUGGUUUACCAACAUGGACAGGUUUACUGCAUAUGUUGGGUCAAAAGAUUGGUAUGAGUGAACAGGAAAUUCAAUUAAUGGAGCAAUUACAUCAUUUGGAUCGUGCAACAGUUUUAGAAACAAGAUGGAAAAGAGCAUUACAAAAAUAUUUAUCAGAAAACAUUAAAUCAAAUCCAACUGUCGAUGAGGACCUAAAUUUAAACAUUUUAUAUAAAAAAAAAAAAAAUAAUAAUAAUAAUAAUAAUAAUAAUAAUAAUAAUAAUAAUAAUAAUGAAAAUAAUAAAAAUAAAAAUAAAAAUAAAAAUAAUAGUAAAGAUAAAAAAGAUAAAAAGGAUACCAGGGAUAAUAAAAGUAACAAUAAAAAUAAAAAUAAUAGCAUAUCAGUUAAUAAUGAUAAUAAUAAUAAUAGAAAAUCAAAAAAUAUAGAUAUUAGUUAUUUUGAUAAAGAACAAGAAGAAUAUUUCCGAGAUUUAAGGAAUGAAUUAAACACUGGAAAUAAUGAAAAUAUAGAAAAGAUUCAAAAGAUUUAUAGUGAAAUUAAUGUUCCAAUGCAAACUGAAAUUGCAAAUUUAAUGACAGUAUCACAUGCUGGUUUACCACACUUUUUAUUAGCAUCGACACCAGUUCAAGAAAUUAUUACAACAAAUUAUGAUCAAUGUUUUGAAAUUGCAAGUAGAUCCAUAGGUAAAGAUUGUUCUAUUUUACCAUAUAACUCUGUUAGCAGAAAUAAAAGAUGGAUUUUAAAAUUACAUGGUUGUGUAUCAAAUCCCAAAGAUAUCAUAAUUACUAGAGAGGACUACAUUAGAUAUGGUGACAAAAACGAAGCUCUUUCUGGAAUAGUUCAAGCAUUACUCAUUACCAAACAUUUACUUUUUGUAGGCUUCAGUUUAUUAGAUGACAACUUUUAUCAAAUCAUGUCUGCAGUAAAGAGAGUAACAAGUAGUGAAAACGGUGAUAGACAAAAAAAGAAAUUUGGUACCGCUUUAUUUAUUCAAAAGAAUGAAUUAAUGAAUGAAAUCUGGGGUAAUGAAUUGGAUUUACUUUAUUUCGAUAACAGUUCAAGUUUUGACACCAUUGCUGCAUGUGCAAGAAAGCAAGAAAUAUUUUUAGAAUACCUUUCAACUAUAUGUAUAAAGAAUACCAAUCAUUUAAUGGAAAAAAGGUUUGACUGUCUACUAAAAGAUGGUGAAAAGAUAUUCAGGGAUCGUCUUAUUGAUUUCGUCAAUUCAUUACCAGUUGAGGCUGUUCAAUGCGAUGCUUUUAAAAAGUUUGAACAAUUUUUAGUUGAAUUAGGUUAUAAUAAUAGAUCACCAUAUUAA